Messenger RNA from Labrus mixtus (cuckoo wrasse), 2881 nucleotides. It is a transcript of the gene ccni2, whose product is annotated as cyclin I family, member 2. The record is from RefSeq and is a predicted model, not a curated record. Gene Ontology annotation, cellular component: cyclin-dependent protein kinase holoenzyme complex; nucleus; cytoplasm. The coding region runs from base 367 to 1455 and encodes 362 amino acids. Gene Ontology annotation, biological process: mitotic cell cycle phase transition; regulation of cyclin-dependent protein serine/threonine kinase activity. Gene Ontology annotation, molecular function: cyclin-dependent protein serine/threonine kinase regulator activity. The transcript has 7 exons. NCBI's taxonomy places the organism in Eukaryota, Metazoa, Chordata, Actinopteri, Labriformes, Labridae.
CAGAGCGUUCAAAACACAGCUUGCCCUCAAUCCUCCCUGAUUUUUUGCUUCCUGCCUCUUGUUUUUGCGCGUAUUUCGCAACUGAAAAAGAGUUAUUUUGGAUUUUUGUUGCUGAUUCUUUUCUUGUUUUAUUUGCCCUUUUUUAUAUAAUGCGGCUGCUUUCCCCAUUUUUACGCCUGAAAACGCUUCGUUACGAGAUUGUUUUCUCUAACAGCACCCGACUGUUUUUUGUUGACUGUUGCUCUUCGUAAACAUGGACUGAUUUAAAACCCGUGCAAAUGCACCUGCCGAAGAAAGGAUUUCCCGCUUUUAAAAUCGAAGAGGUGUGUGUGUCCUGGGUGCAGCCUAGCCUGUGCUGUGGAGGUGAUGAAGAACCCAGGAGAUGUGGAGAGCUGCCGGCUAGUCACCCUGCUGGAGGCGGCGCUGGUGAGAGAGGCUCGCCUCUGGAAGGUACCUGUCUUCAAGAAUGGACGCAUCCAGGGCGCUGACAUCUCUUCAUCCCAACACCAAGAAAUGAUCGUCUGGCUCGGUGAGAUGAGCAGGCUGUUCCAGUUCUGUCCAGAGACCUUUGCACUGGGAGUCUGUGUCCUCAACCGACUGCUGUCCACUGUCAAGGCCCAAACAAAAUACCUGAAAUGCAUUUCCUUUACCUCCUUGGUCCUGGCUGCAAAAAUCAAUGAGGAAGAUGAGGUAAUAGGCUCUGUUACAGACCUGGUUGUGCAGAGCGGAUGCAACUUUUCAACAGCGGAGAUUCUUCGCAUGGAGAGGAUCAUUCUAGACAAGCUGCACUGGGACUUGUACACAGCAACACCAGUCGACUUCAUUCACAUAUUCCACGCCUUAAUCGUCUCGGGCCACCCCCACCUCGUUCCGUCCAUCGGGCUCGGCUCCGGCGUCAGCUGGGACUUGGCAACAGACACCGGUCCCGCUAGGUCGGAGCAUCAGAAGACGCCCCCUGGCUUCCAAGCAGCGUUGUGGACCAGACAGGUGCAGCACUGUAUGGCUUGCCACCAGCUUUGGCAGUUCAAAGGCUCUACGUUGGCCUUGGCCAUCAUCACUUUGGAGCUGGAGGUGCUCACACCCGACUGGUUCUCUGUCUUCACCGAUCUGUUGAAGAAAUCACAGGUUGAUAGUGGCGAGUUCAUCCACUGCAAAGAGAUGGUGGACGAGUACCUACACAGCGUUGAGUUCUCCCUGCCAACCAAUGCCGUGUACAUCUUCGACAGCGCCCUGAUCCAGGACAAGGAGCGAGCUUGGAGCCCCACACAGCGCGCCAGGCAUGCACGGAAGGGUUGCUAUGUGCAGGGGGAGUCGGAUGAGUAUUACGACGGUUUUGGCUGUUUGUAUAACGAGGAGACGACUCCAGGGACAGAGGGUGACGAUGUUAUGGUUUUCUUCAAUUCCCAGCAGAAAAACAUCUCACCGUGCCCACCACUGCAUCCUGUUGUCAACUAGUCUUAACACGAAUCAACACAGACCACCUUUUACAAGUGCACGGUGCUUCCAUUUCACAGUGACAAUGUUACAAACUUCAAAUCGCACUUGGGGUCUCAAUCAUGCGUUCUAUAAGAACACCUUUGACACAUUGACGGCAGAAAGUCGAGUGCUGAUUUUAAUUUUAUUUCAGUCUUUUCUGUUACUUGUCUAUAUUCGAAAUGACUCGAGGCGUGUAUGGAUCAGUGCUUAAGUGAAACCUCUGGACAUGCUUCCAUAUCCUCUCCUCUGUGUGAGAGCUGUGCAGUUGAGAAGAAAUGAUUGGGAGUCUUUGAGCCUAACUGAACAGACACUAAUGUGUCUCCUUGAGGCGACCUUAUUGGUCCCUUUACAUUUCCUUUCUUUUAUAAAUACUAUAUUUGUUUCUACUUUUUCUUUUUUUUUUUUUACAUACCUGUCCUUUAAAAACCUCCAUCAUCUUUUGUUUAACAUGUUGCAGGUAAAUGAUAAGGAUAAAGCAGUUGUACUGUAUAUUUUUUUAAUGUGUUAGAAGCUUUUUCCUUAUGUUUGAGAGUUCAUCUGGAUUUUGUUUGUUUGGGAGUGUCUUGGUGCACAAGUUCCUCCACAUAGCACUUUGAGAUUAUGGCAUGCUUUUUAAUGCAAAUAUUUUUUACAAGUUUUUUUUAUUAUUAUUUGAAUCUCUAACUCACUUGUACAAACCCUCUUUGUGCUAUUUCAACGUUAUUUUUAAAAAGCUAACUUUUCAUAAACAGCUUUAAUUUCAUAACUUAAUGCUGCAAAUAUAUUUUAUUUCAGCCUUUGUUGGUUAUGCUUUAUGCAACUGAUGUUUUCAUAUCAAACGAGAGCAUCUGCAGGAGGUUAGUUCAACACUAGAGUAGAAUGACAAAAAAAAAAGGUUGUUUUGAUAACAAAUUAUCUGAGGGUUACUUGUGUUUUUAUUUAAAAUAUAUUGCAGCAUGAUUACAACAUGAAGUAUUAGGAUACAUUCACCCUGUUUUUAUUUUUCUGUUAUCAGCCAUUUCUGUCAGAGCUGCUGUCAGUUUCAUGACCAUACUGAUGUGAACUGGCAAAAUAUUAUGUAUCAAAAAAUAACUUUUAUUUUAUGUUCACUGAUCAAUGAACAGUUUGUCCAAACAGUCGAAGCCGACAGGCAGCAAACACAUCUGUAAUUUCAGUCUGUGACUGUAGGCACAAUAACUGUGAUGGAAACUAGCAAUUUGAUCUACAAUCUGAACUGGUUACUGUCUCUUUUUUUUAUUUUUUAACUGUCUGUUUCAAUUCAUCCAGUUUUUUUGGAUGUGUCAUUUCACCAAGGACCAAUAUGAAGCAUUUUACUUUGUAUUUCCUUCAUAUACUGAGGCAGCUAUAUGUUAUUGUUUGGUCACCCACAGAAAUAAAGCUACGACUUACAAAGUCUCAAACUGUA